Molecule: messenger RNA, 963 nt
Organism: Cutaneotrichosporon cavernicola
Lineage: Eukaryota; Fungi; Basidiomycota; Tremellomycetes; Trichosporonales; Trichosporonaceae
Exons: 6
Coding region: 1-963 (320 amino acids)
Source: RefSeq, a predicted model, not a curated record
AUGCCCAUUACUCAGGCAGUCAUCGCCGAGCACCGCAACCUCGAGGCGCAGUUAAGCGCGACAGCGUACGCGCCGCCCACGCUCGCCCAGGUUCGUGCGCAGGCCGAGCGCGUGCUUGCCGCCAUCGCGGCUGACCAGGCUGGCCUGGACGCGCUGAAGCGGCGGACUGAGAGGGAACACAAAGACUGGCGCGACAUCGAAACCCGCACCCUCAAACGUCUAUGGGUACGCGUCAAGCACCCGAUCCACGGCCGCGAACGCCUGACCGACCUCGAAGCAAAAGAGGAGGCCGAGUACGUUGCAGCGCGAACGGCCGAACUGUCCGCCGCUGCCCGGCUCGAUUUGCUCAAGUCGCAAUCUACUGCUCUACAGCAACAAGUUGGGCAACUGUCUUCUGUGGCCGAUUCGAACGCCCGCGCCGCGGCGGCUCUGCAGGCCCUCUACUCUGUCGCGUUUGAUGGUCCUACUCCCCAGUUUCCGCAGGAGGACGCGGUUGAGGGGGCCUACACCGCCGCUUUGUUGGGUAGCGCGAUCAAGACUACGCGUGGAGCGGGAGACUUUGCGACGAUCAACUCAUACGGCGGGCCGGCCAACUUUGAUAUUCUAGAGCGCAGUGAGCUCGCCGGCGCGCAGCGCGACGCGGACCAGGCGCGUCUUCUCGUCCAGCAGGCGGGACAGGUGCUACCGGGUAUGCCGGGAAUCCAGGCGGUGGAGCUACCCAAGGGCAACAUGGUCGCCGACGUCUUCUUCGACACGACCUGGUCCGAGCUCGCAUUCCAGGGUCGGAUUGACGCAGCUGACACCCAUCUACAGAAUGCGCGCAAGAGCCUCGGGGUCAUCAUCGAGCAGGUCCAGCGGCAAGUCGGCUCGAGCAGCCCCGCUGCGCAGGCUGCUUUGCAACGCCUGGAACAGACGCGCGCCGCCCUGUUCGAGGUGCGCCGCAACAUCAUGAACAGCUUGUAA